Molecule: messenger RNA, 1467 nt
Organism: Trichoderma citrinoviride
Lineage: Eukaryota; Fungi; Ascomycota; Sordariomycetes; Hypocreales; Hypocreaceae
Product: glycoside hydrolase family 79 protein
Exons: 3
Coding region: 1-1467 (488 amino acids)
Source: RefSeq, a predicted model, not a curated record
AUGGCGAAGUACCUGGUUCCAGCGUCUCUGCUGCUGUCGCAGUCGAUGGCGGCCGCGGCUCUGUUUGACUCGUAUGUGAGCUUGUCAUUUGAGCUCAUUGGUUUUCCUACGUUUGCUGGAACCAAGAGCAACCCGAACGCCUUUUCGCACAACCUGAUGCAGAACUUGGCCGACCUCCAGGGCAGCGGGAUCGUUACUCGAAUCGGUGGCAACUCUGGUGAUCGUGCCAUCUACGAUCCGACCUUGGCCACUUCCACAGCCAGCGCAUGCCCCAACGCUGACCCCGGUGCCUGGCAGUGCAUUGGCACGACAUUCUUCGAGUCCUACGGCGCGUUCCCCGCUGGUACUCGCUACUCUCACCAGUUCAACCUCGGCGCUUACAACUCCUCCGGAUGGAACACUCUUGUGAAGACGGUGCCUCUCGCCUGCAAGGCGCUUGAAGGCCAACUCGAAUUCUGGGAGGUUGGAAACGAGCCCGAUCUCUUCAUCAAUAGCCGUCGGCCCAGCACAUACAGUGCUUCCCAGUACGCGGCCGAGUGGCUGAACACGACAGAGCACUUCGAGAGCUACCUCCGCACGGCCUGUCCCGAUCUGGCGGGCAAUGUCAAGUACAUUGCCCCGUCGUUGAGCUCGCCUGGUGCCAAGCUGCACAUUGCCGACAUCUUCCCCGACGAGGGCAAUGCCACGCAGAAGAUCACACAGGUCUCUGUGCACAACUACAUGAACGGCGCCACUGUUCCGGGCGUCACUCUGCAGAACACGCUCAUGAGCCACAAUGCCGUCGUUGGCUCGAUCAACAACCACGUCAACUACGCCAAGACGUCUCCCAUCGCCGCUGACUACAUCAUUGGUGAGCAUAACAGCUUGUACGGCGGUGGCGCUUCGGGUCUCUCCGAUGUCUUUGGAGCUGCUCUCUGGGCUAUGGAAUUCUCUCUUUAUGCUGCCUCUACCGGCGUCAUUAAGCGGAUUCACUUCCACCAAUCCGUGGGCUCUCCCUACGCCGCCUGGGUUCCCUCGGGUACUCUUGCGACCAACGCGCCUUAUUACGGAAAGCUGGCAGCCAGCACCUUCUUGGCCAACUCCAGCACGAUUGAGGUCAAGACGCUUGCUCUGAACAAGGACGCUGACAAGGACUCUGGAUACGGCGCCUACAUUGGCGGAAACCUGGAACGCGUUGCAGUUCUGAACCUGAGACAGUAUAACGCUGGCUCAGGCACUCGCGGAUCCCAGACUUACACCGUCAAGGUCGACCCCAACUCUUCGUGGACGUCGCAGCGUCUUACUGCCGCUGGUGCUACGGACAAGACGGGCGUUACCUUCAACGGAUUCUCGUAUGACGCUGACUCCAAUGGUCUGGCGAAGCGCGUGAACGGGAAGGAGUCGAACACGAUUAUCCAGGCUGACGGCAGCGGAAACCUUUCGUUCACUGUUCAGAAUUCCGAGGCGAUUGUCCUGCUGAAGGCCUAG